CGUCAUCACGCACUUUAAUAAAACCAGCCCGCGGCCAUGUCUGAGAGGAGUCAUAUGUUUUUAAAGUUCAGGACAGAAGAUCCACAGACAGAAUGAUCUACAUCAUAAUGGGAGUCUCAGGCUGUGGAAAAAGCAACUUGGCGGCACAUCUUUCAGAAAAGCUGGACUGGACACUGCAUGAAGGGGAUGAUUUCCACCCACAGGAGAACGUUGAGAAGAUGGCUCAGGGUGAGCCGCUCACAGACGAGGACAGAUUUCCUUGGCUCCUGCGACUACAUAAAGUAAUUCAGAGAGAAAGAUGCUCAGGCUCAGAUGCUCUGGUGACAUGCUCCGCCCUGAAGCGUCUCUACAGGCAGAUCAUGCUGCACGGCUCCAGAGCCUUCGACCACGACAUCCUGCCUCCCGUCGCUCCCGAUGUCUUUUUCCUCUUCCUACAUGGGGACUACAGUCUCAUUCACCAGAGGAUGGUGGCCCGCAGGGGACAUUACAUGAAAGCCGACCUGCUGCGCUCCCAGUUUGAUGCUUUAGAGCCUCCGCUGGAUGAAGAGAAUGUGUUGUCUCUGGACAUCAGCAAGAGCAUCACUGAUCUAGGCACAGAGGUCGAGCAGCACAUUAUCGGCCUCAAGUCGUCUCCAGUGGUGCUGUAAUCACCACAGACAGACAGAGGGGUCAUCAUCAUCAUCGUCAUCGUCAUCAUCAUCGGGUCGGUCAGUUCGUCUGCCACUUUGGUCCAGACUGAAACAUUUGAUCAGCUAUUGGAUGGAAUUCCAUGAAAUUCUAUACAAAUGUUCAUGGUGCCAACAGGAUGAAGCGUAAUGACAAUGGUAAUUCUCUGAUGAUUCCUCUAGUGCCACCAGAAGUUUAUGUUUAUCAUUUUCUCAGUGAAAUAGCCCAACGUCUAUUCUCUGGAUCUGCACAAAAUGUAGUGCAGGAAGUCACGGCUCCCAGAUGAUUGAAUGUAAUCAAAUGUUUUGAUUGAAAAUUAUGACAUUUUAAGUAGUCAUAGAUUUAUUGACUUAUCACUUCACGUUCUACAGAAAAUGUUGCUUUUAUAUGAAAUGACUUUCUUAUGACUUUCUUUCAGUUUGGUUUGGAUGACAAGUAACUGGGGGACAGGAAAAUCAGGAGCCGGUAGAAACUCAUGUUGUUUUAGCACUUGACCUAACACUGAUCUUUGGGUUUAAUUGUUUUACCUUCAACUUCACAGGUUUCUUACCCAAUUGUAAAAACUUGUGGACAUGUUUGCAGCUUUGCUGAAGUUUGGAUUAGUUUAGUACCAAGCGACAGUUUUUAUAUAAUUUUUAUAGUCGGUCAAAGCAACUUUCAUGCUCUGACAUCGAAUGCCAACCAAUCUAACAGUACAAUCUUCAGGCAGAAUAGAACAGGGUGGAAUGACUACUGCUACACAUCACAGUGAGGCCGGUUUGACUCUUCUCACAACAUCAUGUAGUUUCCAUAUGAACGGUCACAUCAGGUCAGAGCUUAUUGAUCCCUGUUUUAAAACGUGAGCAUUAGCACAGUAUUCUCUAUCCCUCCAUCUCACUCACUCACUCACGCACACACACACACACACGUCCCUCCACUCAGCACUGCAGAGCUGUUUUUGUUGGUGUGACUCAUCUUCAAACCUCAACUCGAAUAUUUUAGGAGCUUCUAAUCCAGAAAACCCCCCUUGGCUGCUCUCGUAUCUCACACGUCCAGACGAACCGCCGCACAUACACACACUGCAACACACACACACACCACUGGAGAUUAAAACCCCCUCAACAGACGCACACAGGUUGUCAAGUGGGUCACACACACACACAUAUCUGAUGUUGUAGUAUGCGUCUUGUGUGUCAGUUACUCCAUAAGGUCUCCGAGAGCGAGGACACAAAGGCAGGAAUCAAAUAAAUCGAGAGCUGUCCUCACACUGCCACACGCAUCUUUUUUUUAUUAUUAUAAUAUCACCAGUGAAUAUGAGUUAAUACUUGUGAUGUUAGUUUUAACAUCACAAGUAUGUAAAGUUAAUUUAAGUAAUUAUAAACUGCACCCUUUACACAGCCAUAGAUGAGAUUUGUUUCAGAUUAGAACGAUUAUGUUUUGUAGCUUCAUAAUUCCAACCAUACAAAUCAGAACAACUAUUACUGAAGUCCAGUGCCCCCUGGUGCUUAUAGAAAUAAUGUUCAGGCUUGAAUAGUAAAUCAUUGUAAAAUACAUAAGUGUCUGAUUUGAGGGGUUUUCAUUGAAGGGCAUAAAAUAAUUGAUAUUACACUAGUCAUAAUUUAUCAGUGUUUUAUAAAUGACUGCGUUUUUAUCAGUCAAGAUGGCAGACGUGUUGGUUUUCGACUCCAUUGUCUUUAGUAAGACUGUCGGGUGACGCUGUUGACCUUUACACCAACUCUGGAUACAACAUUAUAGGUUUUUAAAUGAGGAUUUCUUCAUUGUGUCUGUUUUAUAUGAAUGGAAGUGGAUCAUCAGCUGGCUGUUAGAUUAAAAGUCGAGUUAUAGCCACAUGGGGCGCUGAUUAAUAAAACUCAUCAAACUGCAUAUUUA
Molecule: messenger RNA, 2535 nt
Organism: Pleuronectes platessa (European plaice)
Lineage: Eukaryota; Metazoa; Chordata; Actinopteri; Pleuronectiformes; Pleuronectidae
Product: probable gluconokinase
Exons: 6
Coding region: 93-647 (184 amino acids)
Cellular component (GO): cytoplasm
Molecular function (GO): gluconokinase activity
Source: RefSeq, a predicted model, not a curated record